AAAGUAAGGGUUAACACUGUCCGUGUUGCAUAACGCACUCAGGUGGUGGUAUUUAUGUCAGACUGGCGUAGCUGGGAGUCGUGUGCUUUCUCAUGAUUUUGUCCAUCCAUAACGAAAGGCACCAUCUCGUGAAGUGAACGCGUGUAAGGAACAGCACAGGGUGGGAGAAAACAACGCAGCUGAUAUACAGUACACACGUCCAUAUACGCACACAGCAUCACGCAGUGUUUUCCUCGCCUCAUCACAGAACGCUCGCUAGGAAGAAGACGCCUCACACCAGGAGCCUCACAAGUGUAUUUUGACUUAGGCAUGAUGGGGUCAUUUCAGGAAUACAAGGUAAAGAAGUCACUUGGAAAGCACAACACUCCCAGCCGCAUCCCUCGUCUUGUCCUUCAACCUGUUUAUCCUAAGGCUUUACAGAUUUUGGAAUCUCCGUUGUCUGAGGAUGAAAGCAAACACUGUGACAUUAUCAGAAAACAGAACAGAACCAUCAGUCCUAAUAGCUUCUCAUCAGUCUUGACGUGUGCUACCCUGGUUUCAGAUGACACCGGAUGUCCGAGCAGUCAGUGUCCAUCUCCAGCUAAACUCAGAUCUGGCUCAGACAACAGCUCACUGGGGUCACCCAUACCAGUGAAGAGCAAGCCCAAGGUCAAGAGGGUCAGAGUCAAUGUGGUGGCUGAGUGUAAUGGCAUACAGACGCACAAGAGGGAGCAGCAACAACCUUCUACUUCAUGCAAAGGUAGUGAGGCUGACUUCAGCUCCUCCAGCAGCACUGGAAGCUUGAAGAGCCGUGGAACUAUGGCCAACAACUCCACAGGGAAAAAGAGCUGCAUUUCACAUAGUCGUCUGCCGCACAUCAGAAGCCAGCCUGGGUUUAAGCCACCUGGCAGCCCUACUCUUACCCGUGAUGCAGAAGUUUAUGCCCCCUACAGGACACCCCCGAAAGCAUCCCCUUCAUCAUGUAUCAGCAACAAAUCUAGCCCUACUGUCAGAAGAACCACUCCAGGGAGCUACCAUUCAUGUGGUGACAAUCAUGGCAUCAGACCUCCCAAUCCAGAGCAAUACCUGACCCCUCUGCAACAAAAAGAGGUGACAAUCCGGCACCUGAGGACCAAGCUCCGGGAUUCUGAGCAAAUAGUUUCUAACCGGGAGUCUGAAGUUCAGGAGUUGAAGUCACAGCUGGACAGAAUGCGUGAGGACUGGAUUGAGGAAGAGUGUCACCGUGUGGAGGCACAGCUGGCUCUCAAGGAGGCACGCAAGGAGAUAAAACAGCUACGGCAAGUAGUUGAGACGAUGAAGAGUAGUCUGAUGGAGAAGGAUAAGGGCAUCCAGAAGUACUUCAUUGAUAUUAACAUUCAAAACAGGAAGCUAGAAUCAUUGCUGCACAGCAUGGAACUAGCGCAAAGUGGUGCCAACCUGCAUGACGAGCCCACGCUGGACUUCAUCUGUGACUCUCCAGAAAAGUCCUCUGAAGGGAAGCAGAACAAAGAGCUGCUGGUUGAGGGUCAGGCAAAGGAAGAGAUGGCAGACAGUGGGCUGCUUAUUAAUGAUACAGCCAACCAGAUGGAUAUGAUUGAGCCGGUUCUCAUGUCUACAGCUGUGGACUACAGCCAAGAUGGUAGUGCCAAACUCAUGAGCCUGCCAGGAAUGUCCCCUCUGACACAGCAUGCUGCUGAGGAUACUGUGAAGAGCUCAAAUGGCCAAACCAAUAUUGAUGAGCACCAUGCUUCUGGUGAAAAGGCUGUCCAAACAGAUGAAACCUCUUAUAACCCUGACCUUCAGUCCCUGCUCUUACAUAUGCUAAAGCUUCAAAACGCUGGGCUGUCAUCUAGUGUUUUACAAAAGUUACCCAAAGCACAGGAACCCAACCUACCCCAGGCAGAAGAAUCAAUCAAAAACAAACUGUCUCAAGGCCAGAGUCCCAACCUGACCAAGGGGAUGGACCACAUUCCCUAUCCUCCAGCACUUUCUCCAUUGCUAAUUUCACAGGACCCUGGUGGUUCAACCCAGAGUUCAAAACCUGAGGUGAAACCAGGGUUCACAGAAGAGCUUGACUUUGGCAUGAAGGAUUCUCGCCCCAGUGCUAAUACAGCUGUGGUGGGGAAAAGCCACUGGAACAACAGCUUCUUGGUUGAUCUGGCUGCUGUGGCAGCACCUGUUCUUCCUACGGUGGCCUGGCUAUACUCUCAGCACAAUGCAGUUGAUGGGGCACCAGUGUACAACAUUGCAGCUUUAAUCCGUGGUUGUUGCAUCAUGGGAUUGCACUCUCUUCGCCUUGUCACCUAUGGGCCACAUGUGUGAUGGUCCUUUACCUUUAGGCACAGCUAACAAGAGCACUUAAAAGAUUUAAGUUUUUGUGUGUGUACAAGUACUUUUUUUUUUUUCCAGUUCUGCCACCUUGCACCAUGUAAAGUUGUCAUACAUGUAUGAAAUGAUGAGUUUAUUUACCUUUGUUUGUCAUGAGAUAUUGCUCAUUGCCCUGAUGUGAUCAUCUGGGUAGGUGAUCACUUGUUGUGCUGUCAUUUGCCUCCUAGUCCAUUUCCUGUGAGUUGACUGUUGAUGUUCCUGUUCCCAAAGGAGUAGACCUAGAGCCAAAGCUUGUUCUGUAUUUAUUUUUGUGAAUUUGUCGAACAGUGGAGCAUUACGUUACAUGUUAUCUUUUGUGACCUUGCUGACUCCCCUAAGUCAAUGCUACAGUACAUACUGUAUGACCCUUUUGUGCCUGAGCAAUGUGCAAUAUUUGUUUAUUAGACACAGUAAAUAUAUUUAUUAAAGCAUGAUCUCCCAUU
Clarias gariepinus (North African catfish) is the source of this 2789-nucleotide messenger RNA. It is a transcript of the gene sybu, whose product is annotated as syntabulin (syntaxin-interacting). Lineage: Eukaryota; Metazoa; Chordata; Actinopteri; Siluriformes; Clariidae. The transcript is spliced from 8 exons. Gene Ontology annotation, biological process: axonal transport of mitochondrion; synapse maturation. The record is from RefSeq and is a predicted model, not a curated record. The coding region runs from base 310 to 2301 and encodes 663 amino acids. Gene Ontology annotation, cellular component: cytoplasmic microtubule; vesicle.